AUGGCGCUCAGCUCCCCCGCGCGCCGGACGGCCCAAAGUGCGCCGGUGCGAGGUGCUCCCAAGGCCAAGCCCAAAGCCAAAGGACUCGUGAGGCCCAAGGCGCGCGCCAGCUCCAGCCUCUCGGGCUCGCGCCGCGUUUCCGUGGCCACCCAGACGGAGCUGCGCUUGCCGUCGACGUCCCUUCGCUCGGUCAUGCGCUCGGGCAAGAGUGUGUGCUCGGAGCUGGAGGACGGAAGCCCCAUGCCACUGAACCUCGUAGCGGUCAACAAGACAGAGUCAGGUGGCAGCGGCAUGAGCGGAGAGGCCUCCGAUGAUCCGCACACCCCAGUGCGGCGCCACAGCUGGGAGCUGAGUUCCCUGGAUCCUUCCACGUGGCCGGUCUUCGGCAUCACCAACGAUGGCUUCGGGAUCACCACCAAGGAGGGUCAGCUGGACGUGGAGAAAUCCGCCUCCUUCGGCUUCGAUCGACCCUUUGAUCCGGCAAAGCUGGAGUCCAUCUUGGAAGGCAGUAUGCCAGCGGACGCCUCCUUUGGGAUGGGCGAGAUUCGGCUGAUGAGAAGUGAGCUCGAGGAGACCCUGGCCAGAGCUCAAGAGGAGAACGAGUCCUUUCGACACCUUUGCUGGGACCUCAUCAGCUUGGGUCGAAACCUGGAAGAAGGCGUGGGCUUCCAGGAGCCGCCAAGUCACGAGGAGCUCUUGGAGGAAGCACGCCGUUGCUUGGAGUUGGCGCGGGAGCGUCUUGAGCUGCGGGAGCGGCUCCAGGAGGCAGUGCCGGAGAUGGAGGUGCCCACGCCGGAGGGCGCCAAUUUGAGCCGCUCAGGCUCGCUGAAGCUGGCACGAGCGCCUGCUCUAGAUGUGGCACCAGGCUCCUGCACUCUGCCCUCGCGCAACUGGUCGCCACCACCGGAGAGGCGCUUGACCGCCAGCUGUUCCGUCCCUGCGUUGCCAUGGUCCGCCUGCUGCCCGGUGGCGCGGGCGCCGGCACCCAGCGUGCCCGUGCAGACGUGGCCGUGCCAGUGGACGCCGCAGAUGAUGAGUCGACCUCAGAGCUGUGCAGCACAGGUGUCCCGCUUCUCCUCCGAGCCACCCUAUCCUUGCGAGCCGGUCACGCGGUCGGUGUCGCCACUGCGGGAGCCGGACGCGCUGGGCCCCGCUCCGCUCGCGUUGGGCCCCAGCCCGAGCCCACUGGUGCUGAGCGCCCCACCGAGCUCGAUGCCACCACGGCCGGUGGCCACUCCCCUGGCUGUUCCUCCAGCUGCAGCUGUGGCCCAGCGCCACUAUCGCCAAACGUGGAUUGGGUCCUGGAUCAAGCGCAGCACGUCCUAUGAAGCGCCACCCCAGCGCUUCACCAAGGAAGGUUCUCACGGCCAGAGACCAGAGCAGUUGAAAGACCCAGUGAAGAGGUUCUGCGAGCCAGAGGUCGAACGCUGGCGGUCACGUGUUGAGUCCGCGGAGUCCCGCGAUCCGCGUCGAAAGGAUGGAGAUGGACGGAGCACGCGGGACGAGCGCGGAGCGCGUCCGGUUCUGGAGCUGUGGUGCACAGCCGUGGUGAACUCUGGCAACCAACCCAGCCCCUUCCGGGCGGCCGAACGGAGGUACUCACUCUCCUUUGAUUUGCGACUUCUAGCCUUUGCAGAACUCUCAAAGGUGGCUGCCAUCGAGGCUUUCUCCAGCCGAAUCAGCACACGUGAGAGUGACACGUGGUGUGGUUGGGUGUACCAGUCCGCCUUCACAGGUGCUCCGAGUGGCGUCACUUCAGCGAGGACAGCGACACCGUUGCGCGCCACGCCAGUACAGGAUGUGCAAGCCGCCGCCGCGGCAGCGGGCACUGCGGCGGCACGAAAGGAAGUGAGGCUCCGACUCCUCUCGGCUGCCGCUGCCACCUGCCGCGGCCAGUGUGGGAGUGACGUGGCGAAGGAAGGAGCACUGCAGUUGGUGAAAGCCAUGGAGGCCUUGAACCCAACGCUGGAGCCGGCGAAGCAACAAGGCUUCCUAGAGGGCACCUGGCGUCUGAUCUACGCCUCGGAGGACGUCACGCGGUCCUCGCCCUUCUUUUGGGGAUGGAGACAGAUGCUCCAGGGCGUCCCAGACCCUUCGCCCGUGACACGGUCGUUGCUGGGGACACAGGAGCUGUCAGAGUCCAUCUUCGCCAUCACUGAUGGCAUUCCGCUGAAGACGGUGGGCGAGGCCACCCAGACAAUGGUCAACGGGAAGAUGGUGAACCGGGUCGCCAUCGAGGUCUUUGGGGCAGGAAGGACCAUCAUGACCACUACCAGCAGGUACGAAGCCUCGCCGGAUGGCUCCGAGCUGCUGUUGACGGUGGAGACCACCCAGGCGGUGGACAACACCUUGCCCUUUGCGGAUCAAGUUGUCUUCCCCUCCGAGUCCUUCCUUGGGGAAAAUGCCCGCGUGCGUGUGCGCGUCACGUACCUGGAUGACGACUUGCGGGUCUUCCGGAACGAGAAGGAUGACCAAGUCUUUGUCUACAUCAAGGCAUAG
This is a messenger RNA of Durusdinium trenchii, 2499 nucleotides long. NCBI's taxonomy places the organism in Eukaryota, Dinophyceae, Suessiales, Symbiodiniaceae. The record is from the annotation of a GenBank genome assembly.